Molecule: messenger RNA, 524 nt
Organism: Saimiri boliviensis boliviensis (Bolivian squirrel monkey)
Lineage: Eukaryota; Metazoa; Chordata; Mammalia; Primates; Cebidae
Gene: H2AP
Product: H2A.P histone
Molecular function (GO): protein heterodimerization activity
Source: RefSeq, a predicted model, not a curated record
CUACUGGAGCUGGAGAAUCAAGCAUAGCUCAGCCGAGCCAGACCAAGCAAACAUAAUGUCAGAGACAAAUAACUGUAAGAACUCUCCUACAAAUAACAAUCAGAAUCAAGACCCUUCUAGAAAUGAGCUACAGGUCCCUAGGAGCUUUGUUGACCACCUUGUUCAGGAUGAACGAGAUGCCCAAAGCCAAAGUUCCUCCAUAAUAAAUAGCCUCCUUGCCUUGCUCGAUUGCCUUGGUGACUACAUCAUGGAGCAGGUAGGCCUGGAGGCCAGCCACAAUGACAAUAUGAACAACACUUCACAAGAUGGGGAGAGAGAAGUGGACAACAACCGUGAGCCCCACUGCCUCGAGAGUGAUGUAACCUCCUUUCUGUUGGAUGAGAUGCCUAAAUCUGAGAAGAAUGGCUGAAGACUGGGUCCCAGAGCCUGGAAGGGAUCCUCACAGGCUUAACCAGGGCAAAAACGUAUCAUAGCUGAGGAAUCCCUGCUGUUGUCAUCAACAAGUGCUAUUAAAGGAUGCAAAU